AUGGCGCUCACCAAGGCAGAGCAGGAGCAGCUCAAGCGGCUCGUUGCAGGAAGGACGCAGGAUUCAGAGGAGUCGCGGCCGAAGAGGCGAUUUGUGAGCUCACGGACGAAGACCAUGAUGCUCCGCAGCCCGAUCGAUGUUCGCGAUCUCAGCUUUCGGCUGCAGACAUUUCCCUUCUUCUCCAACUCGCACCGAGAUUUCCUGUCGCUUCUUUCGAUGGAGCUGGACAUUCGCAUCUUUCAUCCUGGUCAAACCAUUUUGCGAGAGAGCGAGUACGGCGAGAUGACGUAUAUCUUGGUGCACGGCGAGGUGGAAGUGGUCACGGAGUCCAUGCCCGAGGGCCACCCGCCCAUCCGAAUGCGGGCCCCGUCCAUCUUCGGCGAGAGUCCCCUGCUGUUGGGGGCGCCUGCCAGGCGGACGGCCACGAUCAUCGCAAAGGCCAUUUGCGACGUGCGUAUGAUCCACCAGCGCAUCUUCAAUCAGUUGCUGAGUCACUUUCCAUCGGAGAGGGUGGUCUACCGAAAGAUGGCUAAAGAACGCUACGGGAAGAGGCGGCGUAAGAAGCGCGGAGUCUCGAUCUCGUCCACCGAGACCAAGGACACGCGGCCUUCCUCUGUGGCCACGGUUCUGGAGGAGCCGAAGGAGACGCUGCCAGAUCUCGAGACCCGAAAGCCGAAGCCCCGAAAGGUAAUGGUUUCAGGGCCGAGAGCAUGUGGUGAGCGCCAGAAGGUUGAAGUCAUAUCAGCGCUGGUGUGCCCAGGGGCUGGGAGAGCGUACAGCAUUGCCUACACAGAUACUUUAUCCGUCAAGUGGUUGUCCGUCCUGUCAUUGGCUGUGCUGGCGUCGACCGUGGCCUUUGCACUGCCAUCAGAGCCUCCACAAGAUGUGGCUAAGGUUAGCAGGCCGAUGUCGGUGAGGGAGGCGACGGACCUCUCGGGCAAAAUCUACAACAUGGAGGACUCCCAGGCUCUGGAUUUCCUGGAGCGCUGGUUCCAGGGCCAGCAGGACCUGGGUGGUCUAAGGCGGAUGCCUCCCAGGGUCCGGGAGAGCCUGCGGAUGGUGUUGAACACGAUCAUCAAGGCGGCUGGGAGCGAAGGCAAGUUGUCCCAGAGUUACACCUGGUAUCAGCGGAUGCGUGAAGCGAAGAUCGACACGAACCCCCGGACCUUCGGAAAGCUGGUUACAGCAGCCGCGCAAGCUGGACUCGUGGAGGAUGCGGAGCUCUGGCUGGACUCGAUGGUAGAAGAGGGCUUCAAGCCGGAUCUGGUGACCAUUUCUUCGGUCAUCACGGCAUGCUGCGAGGCCAAAGAGCCUUUGCGCGCCGAGCGGUGGUUCCAGCAGCUCCUGCAGCAGGGGCUGACACCGGACCUGAUCGCCUACAACAGCAUGAUCGAUGCACAUGCUGAAGCGGGAGAUGGUGAGAAAGCAGCAGCAUGGCUCCAGAAGGCAGUGGACGCAGGAAUUGAUGUCAGCACGGCUUGCUACAAUGCUGUGAUCAAGGCUUACUGCCGCCAGGGCGAUCUGGAGGGUGCCAAUGGGUGGCUGGAGAAAGCCAAGGCAGCCGGGCGUGGUCUCGACAUCAUGUCGUACAACACGGUCCUGAACUACUUCGCCAAGGAGGGCGACCUGAAGAAAGCACAGGACUGGUUCGGCAAGCUGAAGGCCUCUGGCCUGCAGUUGGACCAGGUGUCUUUCAACACCAUGAUCAAAGCUGCUGUUGCGGCCGACAAGCUGCCACAGACCGAGGAGUACCUCCAGGAGAUGCUCUCGAACAGAAUGCAGCCAACAGCUGCGACGUACGUGAGUCUUGUCUCUGCCUAUGCCGACCAGGGUGAUCUGGAAACGGCACAGCUGUGGCACGACAAGGCCGCAAGCGCCAACAAGACGAACAAGCAGAUUGAUACGGCGCUUGCAAAGGCGCACGUGAAAGCCGAUUCUCAGGGUGCCAAGCGCGGCCUCCGAUCUUUCGGGGCUCCGAAGGAUGGUAUGGAGUUGAACAACGAGGUUCACUACACCACGAUGAUGAAUGCCUGUGCCGAACGCGGAGAUGUUGAGGGUGCCAGCGGCUGGUUCCGACAGGCACGCGAGCAGCCCCAGGUGCGAUUGAAUAUCUGGGCCUACAAUGCUAUGAUCAAGGCCUGCGGCAACGCCAAAGACCUCAAGCGAGCACAGCAGUGGUUCAACAUCGCGCAACAAGAUGGCUUCAAGCCAGACGUCUUCAGCUACACGCUGAUGAUCACGGCCUGUGCAAAAGUCGGCCGCGUUGGAGAGGCGAGAAGAUGGCUGGAAAGAAUGGAAGGGACCGGCGUCAAGCCGAAUGUGGUGUCCUACACAGAAGCGAUCAAAGCAGGUGCGCAAUCGAAAACGAACAAGUCACCCGGUCUUCGAGAGUAUCAGCUGUUUGCGAGGAUGCUCUCAGAGGGCGUUUGGCCCACGGUUUACACCUACAACUUCCUCUUGAAGUCCAUGAUCCGGUCCAAGCCGAGGAUGGAGAGGCAGGCAGAGGAUGUUUUCAGACACAUGUCGCAGUGCAAAGUCAAGCCCAACAAGUUUACUCAGCUGAUGCUGGCCAGGGUUGUGGGUCUGGACAGGGCUAAAGCUCUGUGCAACGAGCUCGGGUACAAGGUGGUGAUUCACUGA
Molecule: messenger RNA, 2640 nt
Organism: Symbiodinium sp. CCMP2456
Lineage: Eukaryota; Dinophyceae; Suessiales; Symbiodiniaceae
Source: the annotation of a GenBank genome assembly